Molecule: messenger RNA, 7393 nt
Organism: Amphiprion ocellaris (clown anemonefish)
Lineage: Eukaryota; Metazoa; Chordata; Actinopteri; Pomacentridae
Gene: nt5c2l1
Product: 5'-nucleotidase, cytosolic II, like 1
Exons: 22
Coding region: 5038-6999 (653 amino acids)
Biological process (GO): transmembrane transport
Cellular component (GO): membrane
Molecular function (GO): transmembrane transporter activity; 5'-nucleotidase activity
Source: RefSeq, a predicted model, not a curated record
CUACUAGUAGAGGUAGUACUAAUAGUAGUAGUGAUGGUAGUAAUAGGAAUAGGAGUAGUGCUAGUAGUUGUGGUAGUAGUAAUAGUGUCAAUAGUAGUAGUGGUAGUAUAGUGGUGGUUGUGGUAGUAGAAGUAGUAGUAGCAAUAGUAGUAUUGGUACUAGUAGUGGUGGUAGUAGUAGUUACAGUUGUAGUCAAAGUAAUUGUAGUAGCACUGACUUUAAUCUGCUGGCGAUGCUAAAGGAAAGGUCAGGGGAUUGUCAGAAUGAUUAGAUUUCAUCCUCGGGGCAUCAUACAGAACUUCAUGUACGAUCUGCGCUAUAGUUGCUGAAACGUUUUAAUCUGGACUGAAGCGACUGAUCGACCGACCAUCUGUCUCUGGAUCAAUACCGAUAGCAUGCUGACGCACAGCUAUGUUAGCAUUUGUAUUGCUGUGCUUUCAGCUAAAUACUAAUGUCAGCAUCCUAACAUGCUUCCGGGAUCAAUGUUAACAUGUUUGUUUUGAAGGUUUAGUGUUACCAUCUUUGUUUACCAUGUUAGCAUACUAACAUUUGGCAGUAAACACGAAACAUGGGUUCCUAACAGCUCAGCUCGGUACACAUAUCCUCACCACUACUGAAAAACAACAUGUUAUCUGUAACAGUAGGAGAGACGUGUUGUUUCCUCCUGCAAAAGUGACUUACUUUUGUUUUUGGGACAGAGAUCUUUACAGUUUUUAUCCAGAUGUGUUGAAGCAUUAUGCCUGGCAGGUAGUGGAAGCUGCAUUCACUGGUUUACAGGGAGAUUUAAAGAGAGGAGCUCACACAACUCAGUGUUUCUCUGACAGUUUUUUAGUCAACAAUAAAAGUGUUGAUGUUCAGCUGAUCUGUAGUUGAGCAGCUGGCCUUUGUUAGUAUUAUUGUCAUUAUUAGGUGACUAAAAAUAAUAAUUCACCUCGUCUAGCGAUAGUUUCAAUAAUAUGUGGAACUCGUGAGGUUUUUGUAUGUUUCUACAGUUUUACAACAGAGGCUUCAGUUUGGAUCUGGGUGUUCCCUUUUCAGACGUUUUUCCAUUUCCUCUCUCUGUACCGAGGCUAUAAAACCAGUCAUCCAGGUGCAGCACAUUCCCCAGUUCCCAUUUAUAAUCUCUAUCUAGUCUCUCUUUCCUCCUCAAACACAGUGAAGUGCAAUAAGUAAUAUAUUUCCUGAUUUCAGGGCCUUACUUUCUCUUCCCAUUCUGUGUUUUUUUUGGACUCGUUUCAGCUCACCAGCAUAUCUUCAGUGUGUCUAAUGAGCUGCCUGGAGGAAUUCAACCAAACUAGUACUUUUAGCAUAUUUUACACACGGAGAGCAAGACAAUUCAGAGCCCAAAUUACAAUUUAAACUGUUAUAUGAUUUAAAAGCACCAUAUGGUGACAGUCCAUUUUAUUAUGUUUUGUGGUGUAAAGUCAGAACCGUUCGUACGUUUACUGCAUUUAAAUGCUGCCAUGAAUCUGUUCUUAUUUAUUUUUCGAUUUAUGUUGUCAGACAACAGAAAAGUAUGAAAUAGUGAUGAAACACAGUGUAUUAAAGCUACACAGUAAGCAGCUGUCACUAAAUAGAAAUUUCCAGCUCUGCAGUGCUAAAAUACUGAUAUUAAAAGCGGAAUGUCAUAUUACAAAUUCACCAUACACAAGUUAAAGACAGUAACUGUGCUGUGAAUUUAGUGAUAUUUCAGUGUAAAAUGAUUCCAUAUCAAGAAGUACAUAUCUAUGUUGGCUGUCAUGUGGUCAACCGUAUAUGCAGAGAGAGUGUUAUUCCUGAAAUGGGUGGGGCCACGGAUUAAACAUUCCUAGUAAAAUGAAUAAUCUUUGUAGUUUUUUGAGAUUAAAAACUGAAAGACACACUCAAAGCACAUGUGAGACUAUCAAUAAUUUGACAAAAAGGGCCACAAAGUGGAACCUUUAAACUGAAAACACGUGUGUGGGUCUGCAUAAAUACAAGAAAACACACGCUGAUUCUUCCCUUAGUUCUCAAAAAUGCAGAUUUUCUUAAGGAAAAUCACAGUGAGACUGAACAGUUUAUUCAUCAACGCAUUGUUGUAAUCAUGAAUGGAAUGAUGACAGAUGCUUUUUCUUAACAUUUGUAUUGUGAAACAAAACAGAUUAUUUUAUUUUGCAGGUUUUUCACUUAUAUUUCCUGAUUGGCUUUUGGGAUGACAGUUUUUAUCGGUCUGUGAAUGUGAAAAAUGUGAUUAAUAUCCAUUCAUGGUGCCCAGAGGAUGAAACCAGCUGAAGCGAAUCCCUACCAUGAGCUUUUUGUUUUGUGGUCUCAGUGAAUGAGGCAAUUGGAUGAACUCCCAUUAAGUCAAAGUCAGCUUUAUUGUGAAUUCUUCAAUAUGUACAUGACAUACCAAGGAUUGAAAUUUCGUUACUCUCUCUUCGUGCAACAGUAGACAUUAAAUAAAGACUUAAAAAAUAAGAUAUUAAAGGGCAAAAAGAACAAAGGAAGCAAAAUUAGAGCCGAGCAACAACUAAGAACUAAGAAAAGUAGAACUGAGUGAAAUGUAAACAUGACCAUGAGAUAAAGUGACGGAUUUAGUGCAGAAUACUCAGAACAGUGCAAAUAAGUAACAGUCCAAGAAGUGCAAAUAUGCUUGACGGUUGAAUGUGCUAUUUCAGUGCAGAUCAGAGGUUACUGACCAGAGUUUGUGUAUGUGGGGGAAGGGGGUGGUAGAGAGGGCAGAGAGGGGAGAGAGUUCAGCUUCCUGACAGCCUGGUGGAUGAAGCUGUUGCUCAGUUGGCUGGUCCUGGUCCUCAGACUCUUCAGUCUCCUCCCUGAUGGCAGCAGGCUGAAGAGGUUGUGGGACGGGUGUGUGGGGUCACCUGCAAUUCUUAGUGCUUUGCGAGUAAAGUUAGACUCACAGUGCUGAGAGGAUGAAGCUCAGUGACUGAGUUCCACUUAUAAAUAACUGUGUAUUUUUAAACUUCCUGUGAGUAGAGGUCAACAAUCAUCCCUUUGGAGUGCAGUUUGUGCAGCAUCAGCCGCUUUCAUUUGAAUAAGGCUUACUUUUGUGUGUAAUUUGGUACAGAUGAUAUGUAAAAAUGACUUACAGCGCCUCUGUUUUAUGCGCUGUCAGCCAUUCCGCCUUUUGUCAAGCUGUAAAUAGAGCCUCACUGGCAGCCGCAAAGUCUUUCAUCUCCUGCAGGAAACAGGCCUCCUGACAACUUUUUAGAAGUUUCAAUCUCUCAGUGGUCUGUCUGGAGUGUGCUGUCAUUUCCAGCUGACAGCAGUUCCUUCCUGGAGCUCAGCUGUGUGACAUCUGGCUGGAUAGUCUGUCCGACACGAAGGGAUACCGCAGGAGGUUUCUGUUUUCAUUAGAAUCAGGUUUGGGUGUUCAGCGGUCACAAGCAGCACUUUGGAUAAAUCUGCCACAAGUCCCAAGCUACUGUGCAGGGUAAACAGAGGAAUUCAUGUAUCUUACAGUAAAGGAGUAGUUUGACAUUUGGAAAAAUACACUUCAUUUUCUUGCCUGGGGUUCAACAAGAAACUCAGUGCUUCUCUACUGCCUGCAGCUGUUUAGUACAAAUUAGCACAAAGACUGCAAAUCGGGGGAAACCUGGCACUGUUUUAGAAAUAUUGUUUUUCUUUGAACACAAAUUGCAAAGUGUAAAAUCAACAUUUCAAGUUAGUUUAUUGGAUGAUCAAACAUGGUAACUUCCUGGGGUUGGCAGCAACUUUCCAGGAUCUCUCUGUUCCUGAGCAUAUACAACAUUUACAACACGUAGUUUAUGCAUUUGCUUUUUGUUUCACAUUAAAUAAAUGUAGUGUGUGUUAAUUGGUGAGCUUUAAAGCUGCCCUGAUGCUGGUUGUACCUUUAUGUUCACUAAACAAACAUGAGAGUGAGAACUUUUCAUCGAAGGGAAUAUAUUUACUGUGAAGGAAAAAUUACUCUCUCUGCCCUUAUUGAGGAAUUUCCUUGCAACUGUUAGUGGAAGACAUCCCAGAAUGUCAUGUAGGUUGCAUCUGUCAACUACAGUCACCUUAAAUUAAGUUGUAGAACUUAUAGGUGACCUUAAAUUAUCCUACAGGUUGCCACCUUCUUCCAAUCUGAGGCUGUAAGCAUGUUUAGGCCCUCUCUGUCCCUAUUAUGGCCCUGAGAAAGGCAGAUGCUGUGUAUUAUGAUUAGAUAUUGUCUAGUUGACGUUCUUGAGCAGACAAGUUGUCUAAAUAUGGCAUUCCUCCCAACUCCGUAUAUACCCGAGAUCGAAGAGAAUCCUCAGAAUUGGUGCUGGCAAUGCUCACAUGAAUGUGCUGCUUUGUUGUAUCGUAUCUCCUGACAUCAGUAAACCUUAUUCUCAACCUAAGCCAUCCAAAUCUCCAAAGUGUCUCUGAGUCUUCCCUAACAUUUACCAAAAUGAUUAUGGAUCUGUCUGCUCCUGUAUGUUGUAUUUUUGGGACAUAUUUUCCGCCUAAGCAUCGAUGAGAUGACUGUGCAAAAAGAUUGGUCAAUAAGUAAAGAAAAACUGGGGCAGAGGAUGAUGUUUUCUUAGAAAUGUAUGGUAAUUUCGGCUUAACUUUUAUCCACGCCUACUGUGCAGUGCAACACCAUCACAUGUCCUGGAGGUUUUCGAAUUUUCCACCCCUGAAAUAUCUUAACAUAACUGCUUCAUUUCAAAAACACUAAAUGAAACCUUGAAGGUUUCAGUACAGGUUCAUAAUCAUGUCUUUGGGUCAGUCGGUGCAAGUUUCCCAAAGCUUUUAAAAAGAUUGCAAGACAAUAAAUAACUUUUUCUUUUUCUUUUUUUUGACAACAGUCUGCCCAGAGUCUGUCAUCACUGGACGGAAUCCUUAAACAAACAUAAACCAAAUCCAGACAGCUCAUUUAACUGGACAAAUAUAAGUUACUCAUGCAGACACACACACUCAUUUGCCAAAUAUGGUGGCUGCUUUGCUGCUUUGUCUCCCUCCAUCAUGUUGUGUCUUUGGCCUGAUUUGAAAGUUAAUCAUUUCAGUGCUCAGUUAAAUGUAGGCUGAAUGACCUGAAAAAGAUUCCUCACAUGAAAACGACAGGCGCCAGCUAUGCCCGAGUACCUAACACUCCUGCUAAACUGUCCACUUGUAAUUGCUACCAUUUUUAUUGCUGGUAUCGGUGGGACAUUUCAGUAUGGAUACUGUGUAUCUGUGAUGACCUCCCCCUCUGGUUUCAUAAAGGAGCUGGUGAACAAAACAUGCAUUCAUAGAUACAACCUCUCCCUGGAGCAGUGGCAUCUCUCCCUCAUCUGGUCCUUCACUGUGUCCAUUUUCUGCAUCGGGGGUUUAAUAGGAGCUCUGGUGGCCGGUUCACUGAUCUCAAAAUUUGGCAGAAAGCGAUGCCUUUUGUUCAACAACUUCAUGGCUAUAACUGGAGCUGUGUUGAUGCUCUUGAGCCAAACAGCCAUGUCUUUCGAGAUGAUCAUGGCGGGACGAUUUCUCUGCGGCCUCAAUUCAGGAAUCGGCCUUUGUGCUCACACGAUGUACCUUCUCGAAUGCGCUCCCAGGCAGCUGAGAGAGAUGGUGGGUGUGACCAUCGCUAGCUUCAUCUCCUUGGGGAAGUUCAGCGGUCAGCUGCUGGGGAUCAGGGUGUUCGUCAACAGAAGCCUGACACUAGAGAACAUCAGAUGCUACGGCUUCGACAUGGAUUACACGCUGGCAUUGUAUAAGUCUCCUGACUACGAGAGUCUGGGCUUUGAGCUGAUAAGAGACAGAAUGGUUUCUAUUGGUUACCCUCAUGAGCUCCUGCGCUACACUUACGACCCCAGUUUUGCCACCCGAGGCUUAGUGGUCGACACCAAGUAUGGGAACCUCCUCAAGGUGGAUUCAAAUGGAAAUAUUUUAGUCUGCAGUCACGGCUUCCGCUUCCUCAAAGGGGAAGACGUUCACAACUAUUAUCCCAAUAAGUUCAUCCAAAGAGGCGACACUGAGCGAUUUUACAUCCUCAACACUCUCUUCAAUCUGUCAGAGACGUAUCUGUACGCCUGCCUGGUGGACUUCUUCACCAGAUGCACCAGAUACAGUAACCUAAUAAAUGGCUUCCAGCACGGCGACCUGCUCAUGUCCUUCAGAAGCAUGUUUCAGGAUGUUCGAGAUGCGAUGGACUUUAUUCACGACACUGGAAUCCUAAAAGAACGAACCAUAAAGAAUCUGGAGAAAUAUGUGAUCAGAGACCCAAAGCUCCCAGUCCUCCUACGUCGAAUUAAAGAAGUGGCCAAGGUGUUCCUGGCCACCAACAGUGACUACAGCUACACCGAGAACAUCAUGAACUACCUGCUAGAAAGUAGUCCUAAGCCUGGAGGUGCCAAACCGUCCUGGCACAGCUUUUUUGACCUGGUCGUGGUCGACACCAGGAAGCCGCUGUUCUUUGCAGAAGGAACCGUCCUGAGACAAGUGGACACGAACACUGGAAAGCUUCGGAUCGGGACGUACACUGGCGACCUGCAGCAUGGAACAGUUUAUUCUGGAGGAUCUUCAGAUAUCGUCUGUGAUCUGCUGGAUGUUAAGGGUAAAGACGUCCUCUACGUCGGAGAUCACAUCUUUGGAGACAUCCUGAAAUCUAAGAAACGUCAAGGAUGGAAAACUUUUCUGGUCGUACCGGAGCUCAGCAAGGAGCUGCAUGUGUGGGAGGAGAAGAAAAAUCUCUUUGAGGAGCUUAAACGUCUCGAUGUCUUCUUAGCUGAACUUUACACACAUCUGGACAGCGGCAGCAGAGAGUGUCCAGACAUCAGCGCCAUUCAGAUGAGAAUAAAGGUGCUGACCUACAGGAUGGACAUGUCCUACGGCCAGAUGGGCAGUUUGCUGCGUAGCGGAGCCAGACAGACACUGUUUGCCAGCCAGCUGAUGCGUUAUGCAGAUCUAUACUCGUCCACCUGCAUCAACCUGCUGCACUACCCCUUCAAUUACCUCUUCAUGGCUCCUCCAGUCCUCAUGCCUCACGAGGCUACAACGGACCUCACAGUGACCCAAAACGAUGUCAAGACCAACAAAACUGAUGCUGAAGGAAGCUGAUUAUAAUGAACCAGAAGAAGCAGAACAUGAAGAUGCUGCAGAGGAAUCUUGUAAAUGUGUUUCAAGGUGACUGCUUACACUUGUGCACGUAUGAUGGGUUUGCUGCAGCCAUGAUGUGCCUCCUUUACACAGAACAAACUUAUUGCUCCACCUGCUGGAUAUGAGCCGCUAUGCCAUGGAACGUUUACCUUAGAAACCCAUAAUUCAAGCAGGAGACAUAUUUAAAUAUACAUGACUCAAGGUUACUGUAUAUAUGAGUGAAACUUUGUUUUGACAACUAGUUGUACAGAUGCACUUUUAAUCAGGAGUUUGUGCAAUGGUUUUAAGAAGGAAAUGUAUUUAAUAGUUGUUUGUGUAAUGUCUGUUGAAGGAUCUCAAUAAAUCAUUAAUAUUG